This is a messenger RNA of Lentinula edodes (shiitake mushroom), 333 nucleotides long. RefSeq lists its product as uncharacterized. Bases 1 to 333 code for a protein of 110 amino acids. The transcript has 3 exons. The record is from RefSeq and is a predicted model, not a curated record. NCBI's taxonomy places the organism in Eukaryota, Fungi, Basidiomycota, Agaricomycetes, Agaricales, Omphalotaceae.
AUGGGUAUGGUGAUUCCGCUCAAGGAGUGGUACGAUUUUGCUAUUGGACUCUAUUCGAGGGUUCACUCAAACGAUCACGGCAGAGCCUGCUCAUCCUGGGUUGUUCCAGUUCUUCGGCGCCUAACGUUCAGCUCUGAGGAACUAGAGCGGAGCUACAGCGACGAGUGUAUGAACGAUCCAUAUCUCGGACUCGCUACGGUUGACACGCUUCCCAAGGAUGCUUUAGCAGUAAAUAAAGCAGAUCAGACUGAUGUUGUCGCUAUUUCAAGCAAUGAAGACCCUAACUCCAACGAGAAAAUUACUGAUACGGUUUUGCUUUCUGACUCCAAUUAA